CGGGCUUCGGAGUUCCUAAGUCGUGCAGCGUGCGCGACGGUAGUGACGCGUUUCACCCGGAGCAUGGCGGAUACCGGCUUGCGCCGCGUGGUUCCCAGCGACCUUUAUCCCCUCGUGCUCGGCUUUCUGCGUGAUAACCAACUCUCGGAGGUGGCCAAUAGAUUUGCAAAAGCAACAGGCGCUACACAGCAGGACGCCAAUGCCUCUUCCCUCUUGGACAUCUAUAGCUUCUGGCUCAACAGGUCCACCAAAGCCCCAAAGAGAAAAUUACAGUCAAAUGGACCAGUGAACACAAAGGCCAAGAAGGAGACUUCAUCCAGUGACAGCAGUGAGGAUAGCAGUGAGGAAGAGGAAAAAGCCCAAGGACUUACGGCAAAGAAGACUGCCGUACCUGCCAAGCGAGCCAGUCUGCCUCAGCCUGCUGGGAAGGCAGCAGCCAAAGCUUCGGAGAGCAGCAGUAGUGAAGGGUCCAGUGAUGAGGAGGAGGAAGAGGACAACAAAAAGAAAAAGCCCGUCCAGCAGAAAGCAGUUAAACCCCAAGCCAAGGCAGUCAAAGCUCCUCCUAAGAAGCCUGAGAGCUCCGAGUCUGAGUCGGACUCCAGCUCAGAAGAUGAAGCACCACAGAUACAGAAGCCAAAGGCAGCUGUGGUGGCUAAAGCUCAGACUAAAGCCCCAGCCAAACCAGGUACAGCACCUAAAGCACAGCCUAAAGUAGUCAAUGGCAAAGCAGCCAGCAGCAGCAGCAGCAGCAGCAGCAGCAGCAGCAGUGAUGACUCAGAGGAGGAGGAGAAGGCAGCAGCAACCCCCAAGAAGACUGCACCUAAAAAGCAAGUCCUGGCCAAGGCUCCAGUGAAAGUCGUGGCCACCCCUACCCAGAAGAGUUCUAGCAGUGAUGACUCUUCAAGUGAGGAGGAAGAGGAACAGAAAAAGCCCAUGAAGAAAAAACCAGGUCCGUACAGUUCAGUCCCCCCGCCUUCUGUUCCUUUACCAAAGAAGACCCUGGGAGCCCAAUCUCCAAAGAAAGCUGCUGCACAGAAGCCACCUGCGGAAAGCAGUGAGGACAGCAGUGAGGAGUCUGAUUCAAGUUCUGAGGAAGAGAAAAAACUCCCAGCUAAGGCGGUCAUCUCCAAGACACCCACCAAAGCAGCACCAGUGAAGAAGAAAGCAGAGAGUUCUUCUGACAGCUCAGAUUCUGACAGUUCUGAGGAUGAAGCUCCUGCCAAGCCAGUCAGUACCACCAAGAAUUCCUUAAGUAAGCCAGCUGUCACUCCCAAGCCAUCUGCAGCAAAGGCAGCUACAACUCCUAAGCAACUUUCAGGUGGUCAGAAACCUCAGAGCAGAAAAGCUGACAGUAGCUCCAGCGAGGAGGAGAGCAGCUCCAGUGAGGAGGAGACAGCAAAGAAAACUGUGACGACCCCCAAGCCCAAGGUGACGGCUAAAGCAGCACCAUCUCAGUCCAUCAAACAGACUGCUCAGACUGGUGGGGACAGCAGCUCUGACUCAGACAGUUCCAGCAGUGAGGAGGAGGAGGAGGAGAAGACACCUAAGCCCCCAGCCAAGAAAAAGGCAGCAGGUGCAACUACUCCCAAGCCAGUCCCUGUGAAGAAAGCAGCAGCUGAGAGCAGCAGCUCCUCUGAAGAGUCCAGUGAAGAAGAGAAAAAGAAGCCCAAGGGCAAGGCCACUCUUAAACCACAGGCCAGCAAGGCCAACGGCACUCCGGCUUCUCAGAAUGGGAAAACAGUCAAGGAGAGUGAGGAGGAGGAGGAGGAGGAGGAAGAGGAGGAUGAAGAAGGAAAGAAAAAGGCAGCCAUGACUAAGUCAGGUUCAGGCAAGAAGCGGAAGCAGAAUGAGACAGCAGAGGAAGCAGAAACUCCUCAAGCUAAGAAAGUUAAGCUCCAGACUCCCAACACGUUUCCAAAAAGGAAGAAAGGAGAAAAGAGGGCAUCUUCCCCAUUCCGAAGGGUCAGGGAGGAGGAGAUUGAAGUGGACUCUAGAGUAGCGGACAAUUCCUUUGAUGCCAAGCGUGGUGCAGCUGGAGACUGGGGUGAGCGAGCUAACCAGGUUCUGAAGUUCACCAAAGGCAAGUCCUUCCGGCAUGAGAAGACAAAGAAGAAGCGAGGCAGCUACCGGGGAGGCUCCAUCUCUGUCCAGGUCAAUUCUGUCAAGUUUGACAGCGAGUGACCUGUGGUCAUCCUAGGAAAAGGAAGGUGAUGAUGGGAGGCUGACCCCUCACCUUCAAUGGACCCAGAAACUCAGUGCUGUUAGGAGAAGGUCUCGGCAAGGACAGUCACAUCACAGUCUCCAGUCCUUUUAUUUCCUGCUUUUGUGCAGGUUUGUUUUUGAGCAUUGAUUGUCAGGGACAAAAAUAGAUUUUUUUCUUUUUUAACAAAUCCCUUUUAGUUGUCAUUGCCUUCCUGUUCUGUGGGUCUUCAUACUGAGGAAUUUGUAUAUUUUAUAUUAAAUAAUUUCAUACAGAUUUUUGUUGUGAUUUUCAGAGAUGAGUCCAAUGAUUAAAGUCUUAGUUAUUGCAUAAGGCCUAGUAAAAUGUCAUGUUAAGAACUUUUCUUAGCUGGGCACAGUGGCGCAUGCCUUUGAUCCCAGCAUUUAUGAUGUAGAGGCAGGCAGAUUUCUCUGAGCUCUAGGCCAGCCUGGUCUACAAAGUGAGUCUAGGACAGCCAAGGGUGUUAGAUAGAAAAACCCUGUCUCAACUCUCCCUCCUCAAAAAAAAAAAAAAAAAUUUCUUCCUGGGGAAUUGUAUUCAUGUGAGUGCACACAUCCACAUUUGAUCCCUCCUUCCCUCAAAACCCUGGUAGGGCAUUGACUAUUAACAGUUGUAUUUAUUUGCUGAUCAUGUCCUAUGCUCAUCUUCGUUCAUUGGGUCUGAGACUGAAGCCUUCAGAAGCCAGCAUGGAUCUACCAACUUUUGGGGAUAAAAUUGCUGUUCUUGGAAUAAUUGGCAGGCAUAAUUCGCAUAAUUCUCAUGUGGUGUGAAUGCCAUGUAACUGUCUUGAGUAUUUUGUUUUCACUAAUUAUUAUGGAUACAUGUUUAUAGUACAUUCUAAUUUUAAUUUCAAAGCAAGCUUUUCUGACAUUGAAAGACAUUUUCAACAACUUGUCUGUUACUGUGGUAUACGAACUUUGUGACUGUAUUUGAUUCUUUUGAACAUCAUUAGGAACAGAAUGAUUACUUGCUGCAUGGCUGAAUCACUGGUCAAGGAAGUGGAUAUAACUAAUUAAAACCUGAGCUCUUGGGACUGGAGAGAGAUGGCCUGGUGGUUAAGAGCACUGUCUGCUCUUCCAAAGGUCAUGAGUUCAAUUCCCAGCAAACCACAUGGUGGCUCACAAACAUCUAUAAUGUGAACUGAUUCCCUCUUCUGGCAGAUAGAACACUCAUAUACAUAAAAUAAAUAAAUCUUUUAAAAAAAAACCUGAGCUCUCAGCAUGACCUAGGUUAGCGGGCCUAUGUCACAGGGCACCUAUGGUAAGGCAGGAAGAACUGAGAUAGUACAGUGAGGUUGGGAGGUAUCUAAACAAGCCCAUUUUGUCUUGAAGUUGGUACAUGGGUCUUUUCUAGGUUGGUCCUCUGGACUAAUUAUGUCACUGAUAAAGACUAAGCAGCAGGUCUGGGAGGCAUAUCUGGGUGGUGGUGAGCUUUCAGAGCAUUCAUGAGACUGAGUGUGAUCCAGUACUGCAGAAAGUAAGUGAGCAGAGAUUCCUGGGCCAAGGGACUAAUUAGAAAAAUGCAGAAUGUGACAGUUGGCAGAGUUCAGCAAGAGUGAGUGAAAGGGAGGAAGGGUACCCUGGUUGACCUGGUGAGAACACACCAGGUUUCAUGUAUGGAAAACGAAGGUACCAACAAGAGCCUCCCCGUGUUUGGUUUCCACCAUCACCUGAUAAUCCAUUAAAAGCUGGCUUUCUGUGGCAGCUCCCUGAGGAAGAAAAUGUGCUGAUGUCUGCAUGGUCUUACUACAAAACAAUAAACUGGAUGGUUUAUGAUGUUCA
Messenger RNA from Psammomys obesus (fat sand rat), 4002 nucleotides. It is a transcript of the gene Nolc1, whose product is annotated as nucleolar and coiled-body phosphoprotein 1. Gene Ontology annotation, cellular component: nucleoplasm; nucleolus. The transcript is spliced from 13 exons. Lineage: Eukaryota; Metazoa; Chordata; Mammalia; Rodentia; Muridae. Gene Ontology annotation, molecular function: protein binding. The record is from RefSeq and is a predicted model, not a curated record. Bases 64 to 2181 code for a protein of 705 amino acids.